This is a messenger RNA of Anarrhichthys ocellatus (wolf-eel), 3418 nucleotides long. RefSeq names its product probable ubiquitin carboxyl-terminal hydrolase FAF-X. The coding region runs from base 1087 to 2466 and encodes 459 amino acids. Lineage: Eukaryota; Metazoa; Chordata; Actinopteri; Perciformes; Anarhichadidae. The record is from RefSeq and is a predicted model, not a curated record. The transcript has 9 exons.
AUACGUGUGUGUGUGUAUGUGUGUAUAAUUUUUUUUUUUUUUUUUUUUUAAGUGACGUAAAUGCACAGCAUCCCAGUGGAAAUAAUUGGUGGUCAGUAGCAUUUAGCACGGGCUUCCCAGAAAUGCACUGUCUCUGUGAAUGCAUUAUUAACGGAACCAGAGCCCCGUAAAGUUUCACAGGAAAACACAUGUUUGAGGGCAGUCAUCUUUAUACUUUGUUAGCUACUUUGUAUCCAUUUGAGAUACGUUUUUAUAUUUUCAGCAGCAAAGAUUAAAAAAAACAAAAAAAAAACUUAUUGUUGUAAGCUAGAUUUUUAGACAAUGUUUGAUUUGACAUAUUAUUUUCUGGCCUUACUCAGAGAUCACUUGACAUUUUUUGGAGCAUCCUCUGAGCCUUAACUCUUCUUAGUUUUUACUGGAUUGAACAAGGAUGAGACGUGGAUUUUCUCGAUCAUUCCGUGUCUUUUACAUCACUAUUCAUGAUAUGAUGUAUAUGUAGCACAGUAUCCAUGUACUGCAGCACAUUGGAUUUUGAUCGAAACUGUGACCGAGGUUAAGCUGCCGACUGCUUUAUUUUAAGGAUGUUUUCAUCUGUGGCAUUUUAUUCAUAGGCAUCAAAUUGGAGAGACAAAAGACGAAUUAGACUUAAUUAACAAACACCCUUAAAGCAGAAAGUCUGCUCUAUAACCUCGUAGUUAUAAUUAAAUUUCAAACCCAGUGUGCUGGAGGACAGCCAAAACACAGGAGAAGUGUCUCACUGCCCUCCUUGCAAACUGCAAUGUACGUUCAUGUAUGCUGUGGCGUGUACUGUACAUAUCCACGCUAACGCUCCUUCUGGGUCAUCACUAUUCAUGUCAAAUCACUGCUCACAAGAUUUACUCUUUGUAACAAUUCAGUAAUCCAACAGCGAGUUAAAUGAAGCCUUUACGUUGGUCUCUUGGUUAAGCGUCAUAGAUUGUCAGCUCAUGUUAAAGUACUUAUAAGCAAAUUACCAGGAAGAUUGUCACUGUUUUUAUCGCUGCUGUCCUUUUUUUAAAUUUUUUAUCAGGACAAGACCAUCUUCUGCCAGAGGCAGAGGAGAUUGCUAUGAUAAGUGCUCAGCUGGCUGCUAGGUUCCUCUUCAGCACAGGUUUUCACACCAAGAAAGUAGUACGGGGUCCCGCCAGCGACUGGUAUGACGCCCUCUGCAUCCUGCUGAGACACAGUAAGAAUGUACGCUAUUGGUUUGCACACAAAGUCCUGUUUGCUUACCCCAACCGGUUCUCGGAGUACCUGCUCGAGUGCCCGAGCGCCGAGGUCCGCGGCGCGUUUGCCAAGCUCAUAGUCUUCAUCGCUCACUUCUCGCUGCAAGACGGCCCGUGCCCCUCCCCCACUGCCUCGCCCGGACCCUCCACUCAGGGCGGUGAUAACCUCAGUUUAAGUGACCACCUGUUGAGAGCCGUACUCAACCUGCUCAGAAGAGAGGUGUCUGAACACGGCCGUCACCUGCAGCAGUACUUCAACCUCUUUGUCAUGUAUGCCAAUCUGGGACUGGCAGAAAAGACCCAGCUGUUGAAGCUGAACGUUCCUGCUACUUUCAUGUUGGUCGCUCUGGACGAGGGUCCCGGCCCUCCCAUUAAGUAUCAGUACGCUGAGCUGGGCAAGCUCUACACUGUGGUCUCCCAGCUGGUCCGUUGCUGUGACGUCUCCUCACGCAUGCAGUCCUCCAUCAAUGGUAACCCUCCUCUCCCCAACCCGUAUGGUGACACCAUCUUGACGGCCCCGGUGAUGCCGGUGCAGCAGCUGGUGGCGGAGAUCUUGUUCGUGAGGACCAGCUACGUGAAGAAGAUCAUCGAGGACUGCAGCAACUCCGAGGAGACGGUGAAGCUGCUCCGCUUCAGCUGCUGGGAGAACCCUCAGUUCUCCUCUACCGUGCUCAGUGAGCUGCUCUGGCAGGUGGCGUACUCCUACACCUAUGAGCUGAGGCCUUACCUGGACUUGCUGCUACAGAUCCUGCUCAUCGAGGACUCCUGGCAGACGCACAGGAUCCACAAUGUGCUGAAGGGCAUUCCUGAUGACAGAGAUGGGCUCUUUGACACCAUCCAGCGCUCCAAGAACCACUACCAGAAACGGGCCUACCAGUGCAUCAAGUGCAUGGUGGCCCUCUUUAGCAACUGCUCCGUGGCUUACCAGAUCCUCCAGAGCAACGGUGACCUGAAACGGAAGUGGACGUGGGCGGUUGAGUGGUUAGGGGACGAGCUGGAGAGGAGGCCGUACACGGGGAACCCCCAGUACACUUACAACAACUGGUCCCCUCCAGUCCAGAGCAACGAGACCUCCAACGGCUAUUUCCUGGAGCGUUCGCACAGCGCACGUAUGACACUCGCCAAGGCCUGUGAACUUUGUCCCGAGGAGCUCAAGUGUACUCAGGGAAGCCCAGGGAAGGUCAGUAUUUCCAGGCACCACAACAUAAAAGGAAGGAAAUGAAAACAAAUCUUUAUUUUUUAAAUUUUUUUUAUUAAAGAAUCAGCAGAGAAACGAUGAACAGUUGGCCAAUGUUUAGAUCACCAACACAGUGAACACUUUGUUUAGUUUCCUGUAGCUUAACCAGUCGUCAGUGGCAGAGGCUAGAAGCAUUGUCAUGUUGAGUCCUCGUAGAUUUUCCCAUUUUGUCGACUUUGCUCCAUUUUCUUUUUGUACCCUUUCGAUAUGCACUUAUGUGAUACAAGUGUUACAUAAAUACAGGAGAUUCGAGUAAGGCUAUACAAACUGCCAGAUUGAAAAUGACUUGCACUUUGAGUCGUCAACAGUUUUAUUCACAGUAUAUACCUUAGACUUGUAUUAUUGUUGUUCUGUUAACUUCUCAAAUGAUGUACACGUACACGAGCAACACAGAUUGUGACCAAAGAUAAAUAACAAACAAAAUUGCCCCCCCCAUCCCGACGUCCACCCAUACAGUAAAGAGGAGGAGGACUGCUGCCUGUGAGACCACUUUGUUCUCCUGCUGGUCCUGUUGCUCAGACCCAGUGAUUCGCCAAACCCACAUCACUGACAUAGCUCAAUCUAGCCUCUUUUUAUUUAUUUAUUUUUUGCCCAAUAUUUGCUUCCUCCCCAACUCAAACUGUGAUGCCACCUGCAUCUGACAGAAAGCUCUUAGCCUCAUCAAUACUUCAGUGAUCAUUAGUAAACGAUAUUUAAGCUGUGAGGUCACAGCUGUACUGUGCUUUAAGCCAGAUUCUGUUCUCCAUUAUGCCAUCGUAUCUAACUUGUUAGUUAGUUGGGAGAGCCACUCCUUUAGAAAAAUAGGACACAAUUUGACAAAACAACCUCUUAACACAAGGUUGUCAAUCUUUUUUUUAUUUAGUUUUUUUUAUUUAAAUUAAAUCAGAUUCUUAAAAUAUUGUUAAAAAUCUCAAAGUUAGUAGAAAUGUCCAGUGUU